Molecule: messenger RNA, 6849 nt
Organism: Pocillopora meandrina
Lineage: Eukaryota; Metazoa; Cnidaria; Anthozoa; Scleractinia; Pocilloporidae
Source: the annotation of a GenBank genome assembly
CGAAAGGGGUCUUGUGGUCGAUGCGGCCGUGACAGUAACACAAACUUGGCUUUCGCUACGACUCUCUCUAUUAAUUCAAUUUCUAGAACUGGUCGAACUUUCACUUAAUGGAACUGAUGGUGAUGAUAACAUAGGAAAAGACUGCUGUCACCAGUAAACGAAAUGUUUCCAUCGUUCAAGAAAGCCUUUGUAAGUACUGGAUAGCUCUCUUUGUCAAUUUGAUAUUCGGCACGUUGUUUUCGUUGGUUUAGCAAAUAUAAUAGCGUCAAGGAUAGAUUAUAAUGCUUCUUUGACGAUGUUUUUUUUUCAUGUUGGUCAAAGCAUUGGCUCUAAGAUAACAUCAAAAAUAACCGCACGAACUGAUGUAAGUGAAAUAGGUUCACUCGUCGCUCGCCGAAGCCAGUUUCCUCCAGCGAGUAACAGGGUGACUCGCAAGGUUGGACGAACGCGCUCUUGCGAGGAUAGAAACUUUAUGAUUUCCUUCUCUUCCACUUUCAAUUUCGACGCUUAGGUUCCGAUAUAAAUUUGUUGGUCGGAGUCGCAAGCAGAAGCGAAAAACACUUGAAUAUUAAUAGCGGUUUUUAUUCCCUGUAAAAGCAGACGUUUUCACCAGAUCCUUUAUAGUUGCAGCCGUCGGUACAUAGUUUUAUUCCUGAGUUUAUCAGACCGAUUCCGUCGGUUUGAAAAUGACAAGGCUUCUCUAUGCUGAACAACUCUUUAUCAAGAUCUGUGAGAUGAAAAGCUUAAUAAGCGUCAUGGCGAAAAUAUACGAGUAAAAUACACUCCAUGAAAAAUAUCUCACCCGGCUACUUCCACAGUGGAUCGCUUGUUGUCUGAACACUUACUUUGUUAACUUACUUUGUUAAAACGAGAUCAUUUUAGCGAAUUAUCCAUUUCUAGGUUUCCUGCUAGAAACCUGGAAAUGGAUAAUUCGCUAAAAUAGCCUCGUCUCAACCAAGUUAACGUUCAGAUAACAAGCGAUGCACUGUAGAUGUAAGAUGAGGUUUCGUUCGGUAUUCCCAAAAGCAAUAGACAAUACCUGUUUACAGCAGCACUACUGAAAAGGAUUGCCUGAGGGUCUCUUCAAAGCUUUAUACACGCACCAUUGCCGCCCAUUUUGGCGUCUGAUUGAUUGUCUAUUGUUAAUUACAUAUAGCGAAAUUGAUCUUAUUAUGUUGGAAUAUCAACACCAUGAAGACAUAUCCCACCUUUUAAUUAAUCCGUCUCAUCUCUAUGUUAUUUAACAGAUUCUUUUAAUCGUCGUAACUGCCGCUUCGAUUACUUAUACACUGCUGAAAACGGAUUUAUCUUCCCUUCUUAAUCAAAUGUUUAGAAACCAACGAUCAGGUAAUUUUACAAGCCCAAAGGCAGGGAUUAGAGGGAUCGAGGAGGAACUUAGUCUCGUACCCAAACCUUCCACGGCCAAGUGGUUGUAAGUUCUGGAUACGCGAUUAUAUUAGGGGGAAUCCCGGAUUUUUUCACAAGGGGUUUCGCCUGGUUGCUCACGUUCUGAGCCCCUUUUUUGACCGAGACAUACCAAUUCCACACAAACUUUCAAACCUUGCCUGGCGAAACAUGUUUUUUAUACUUUAAAAUGUUGUUUUAUUUAUGAGCUCUUAUAUUUUAGGAAUCACAAACAAAAUGCAAUUAUUCAUUCCAUUUUUUUCAUUUGCAAAUGUAUUUAAACUUUUCCCAGGGGACAAGUCAUUUACUUAUCGCCAGGUGGUGGAGAAUUUUUGUUUCUUGGGGGGGGGAGUCGUAGGGUCUGCAGUGGAAACAGAGGGGAGGUCAGUCGUCACCAACAGGCAAUCGUAUAUAAAUUGGAAAAUACGUACUAACUAUUUACAGCCAAUGAUUGAGGAUCGUAAGAAUAGUACUGAGUCUAAUGGGGGUGGGGGGGGGGGGGAGAUCGGGUAAAUUUUAUUGUGACACAGGAGAUAAGUGACGACCGGUCUUAAUGCCUGACGAGUUAUUCUGUUUCAUACGUUCGCAGAUCUCAGUGAGUAUCUUUCUUUGGAUUUAAACGAGAACUCAGAUGAACUCGACGCUUCGCUAUCUUCAAUCAAAUGCAAGCCAUACAGGUAAAACAUGUCGGAACAAUUAAUUAAUUAAAUAAAAGAUGGAGACAUGUAAAGGUCAGGGAGUGCGGACAAAUUUGGCGACAUCAAAUUAGCUUUAUUUGGUUCUCUUUUCUGCUUCCUUCCUCACACAGUACGCAAAACACCGUUCUUCUAUUUCGUUAUUCUUCGCAAAAUAGGCGCGAUCGUAACAUUUUUUAUUUAACGUUUGCUAUUUCAAGAAAUAGAGAAAUUUUCAACCGAGUGUAGAAAGUAAUCCACGAAUUUAUUGGUUUACACGGUUUACUGCACUUUGUGAUUAGUUUUAACAUCUCGUGCCACUGUUUCAACCAUUCAGAUGCAAAACUUGUUCACUUGCGUUUUCCCGCGCUUGUAGCAGUUUGAUUGUUUUUUUACUCAGAGUUUUGUUACCUCCUGGCGUCAUAUGACAUUUUAAUAACCUGGUUAAUUGACCGUCUGCAGGUUAGACAGAGUUGAUUAUGAACAAGCCUAUAAAUAUUAUGGAAAACCAGACAAAGAAGAAAGAAGAUGCGACGACGUUCAUUUCCCAGACAUCUGUGCGUUCUAUGUAUCCAAAUUUGGAGAACAUAAACUGUCAUGUGACUCAAAGAUUUGCGGCUCAUCACGUGUUCAAAUGGGCUGCAUAAAUCCAAAUAUGGGAAAAAUUUCUGAAUGGACGGAUUUAUCAAAGGAAACUAUAGUUACUACGAUGGAAAAAGCUGUGGAAACGAGUAGGAAAAACGGGUUUGGAUUUCUGUUUCUUAGGUGUGGAAAUAUUCUUCAGGUCCUAACCUUUCCUCCAGUGUUGCAGGAAGUUGAAGGUGGCGACAACAGGAAACAGAUCAGUGUAAAUGUGAUCAGCAUGGAUUCUCUAUCCAGGCCACAUUUUUACCGAAGUCUUCCGAGAGCAGUCGAGGCUCUACGCAAGAUAAGAAAUAAUUUUAACAUCAGUGCCACCGCCCUAGACUUUCAGAAUUUCCAGGCUAUCGGAGAACAAACUUUUGACAAUUUGAGGCCGUUUUUUUGUGGUGUUGUAAAAGGUAAGUUCUGAAAUGAACUUACUUACAUCUCCCUAAGAAGACUGAUGAUAUGGAAACCGCUAGUUGAAAAUUCACUGGGCCAAUUACAAAUUGUGGUUUAAAUCAUUAACAUGGGUAAUUUUCUUGUAAUGCGAUUAAGCCAGCGAUGGGGCACCCAACGCCGCCGCCGUUCUAGCAGCGUGCCACACUUAAAUUUUGCGGUCUUCGCCGCUUGUGACGCAGUACCUCAGUCAGUCAGUCAUAAACUAGAUACGACCAAACGUCCGGGGAGAAUUGUCUCAGUAGAGUCCUCUCGACAGGGCGUUCCUCGGGGGGGGUAUUGGGACGGGAAGACGGCUUGUUCUGCAAACUAUCUUUUCUAACAAUGUUGAUCUGAAAAUUAACGGCUCUUGGUGUAGAAAACACAGUAUACGUCACAGUAGAAUUUCAUCACAACCGGAAAUAAGAAAACAGUGAAAACAAUAGUGUGACGUAUACUAUGUCUUCCACACCAAGUAAGAGCCAAAUUAACUCACUGAUUGGCUAUUUAGCUAGCUGGCUGAUAGGUUGCGAGCAGGCCGACUAGCUAGCCCAUUAACUGACCUACCAACUCACAUUAAACAAUGGAGCUCACUAGAGUUGCUUGCUUCUUAGAUGACAACAUUCUUACUGACACCUUCAGGACCUCAAAGUAUUCUUUAGGCGUAGAGGUCUUGUAUGGGACUUUUAAGAAAUGGGGCUACCAGACGCUUUUUCAAGAGGAUCUCGUUUGGUUUGACUAUUGGGGAUUCAUCCUGACAGACCUUGAAUUAAGAUCAAAGCCGACUGUAGAUUCAGGAUUCAUGGCAAGGUGAGGCUUUUAGAGCUUUUUAAUUAAUUUUCCAUCAAAUUGGAAUCUCGAUAGAAGACACGUAGCCUUAUGUUCGCGCGGAGAGGUCUGGGUCUGAGCCCUAGCUGGAUCAUGUGUUCUUGAUUAAGACAACUUGUUCCCACAAUGCAAUCCACUCGAGGUUAUAAAUGAAUGACUACGAACUUUCAAGGAAACUCGACGAAAUACCCAUACUCCUUAUCGCUGGUUGUUUUGGAAACCGGGAUAAACUGAGGCGUUGUAAGCUUCUUGAAAUGAUUAUGUGUGUAAACUACGAUCCAAUUGGCGCGAAAGUUGAAUGUUGUAUUGGCUACUGCGUUCGAAACCUCUUUAUUCUGAUUACUCAACUCUCAUUAAAAAAAUUGUUGAUUGGUGGAUGAAAAGUAAUGAAAUAUUUUUAUGUCACGAUGAAAUCUGACUAAUAUAAUACCUGAUCCCUAUUAACCCCUCAACUACCAUGAGUGACCAAGACAAAAUUUCUCCUUUCAAUAUCAAUGCAAUAUCAAGUAGAUAGGUGAUAAGAAUAAAGAAAAAUAUCAAUCAAGGAAUAGCUAACUGAUCCAAUACCAAAUUCUCCAUACUAACAACAUGAGAACUGUCUUGCAGACAGUAAGGAGAAUUGCUAAUUAGAUCUUGGGAGUAAAAGGGUUAAGGGUCUGUAAUAUUCUUUUUAUCCCUCCUCUCCUGUCAGUGGCAGUUAAUUGGCAAUCUCCCUCUUCAUACUUUGUUAGCGCCGACUGAUCCCCCCCUGUUUCCCCCUAAAAAACAUAAGAUAUAGCUACCCCACAAAUCCUUCUCCCACCUUCCCUCCCCCACCACACCCCCCUUAGGUGAUAAAUAUUUACUGGCCUCUAAAAACUCUCCCCUCAGGUGGACUGAAUUAAAAGAAAAGAUGAGUAAGAAAAACAUCGAUGAUUUUGGCAUGACGCAUUUUUCUGGGCCAUUACUGAACCUAAGAUAUGGUGAAACAAACCAUUUCGAAAGUCCCCCCAAAGUGUGCUUAAAUGGUCAGUUCUUCAGUAAAUAUUUUAUGGAUUACAUACAGACGGUUCACACCGCCAUUAACAACGAUUCUCGGACCAAACCACUAUUUUCGUUCACUCACUUCAACACGGGACACGAACAUACUGGUCAGCGGAUUAGAAACACGGACGCCCAUUUGGCAAAGUUCUUGACCAACAUGGCUAAAUUGCCGAACACUCUCACUAUGUUAGUUUCCGACCAUGGAAAUAAAAAUACGCGGUACAGCUACAAGACUGAGGUAGGAAAGAGAGAAGUUUAUGACCCAAUUGCUUUUAUGAUCAUUCCCGAUGGUGUCGCGAGAAGUCUGGGCGAGCAGAGGAUGGCUGCAUUGGCAGAAAAUCAAAGACGGCUUUUCACUUCCCUAGACCUACACAGAGCACUUAUGAGUUUAAACGAUCCUAAGAAAAUGCAUUCACGAGAUCCUCUGGUUGCAGGCAUAUUUGCAGUCUUACCCGCGAGUCGAACAUGUUCAGACUUGGACCUUAUGCCACAAGCCAGAUGCAAGUGUGAAAUCAGCGAAAAUUAUAAUUCGGUAGAAGACAACUCGGACAGUCUAAAGUGGUUGGCAGAAUUUGCCGUUGGAGCUUUAAACGAAGCCAUACAAAAACAGCAUAUGGGAGGUAUGAUAAAAAGGGUGCAAAAUAACAUUUCUUAGAGCUCUUCGAUUGAGUUUCAUUGAAACAUAAACAAAGUGGUAUGGUGAAAAGGAUCAUGUAAAUUAAUUUUUCAUGGGGCUCUUUGAAUGAGUUUCAUGAAACCAUAAACAAAGUAGUGUGGUGGAAAGAUGUAAAAUUGUAUUUGUCAGCGCUUUCCGAUUGAGUUUCGUCAAACCAUAAACAAAGUAAUAUGGUGAAAAGGGCAUAGAAUAACUUUACAAAGCGCUUUUCCAUUGAGUUUCAUUAAACUAAGAAAAAAAGUGGGCGUUAAUAAUUUAAUUUGAUUGGUUGAGAGAGUGGCGCGGUUUUAGGGGCCAACAGAGAGCAAAGUGAGGCAAACCAACGCAAAACAGAAUUACUUUGGAGACCCAACUCAAAAUUUCUCUUCCGACUGUUUGUUUUGUUUUUUUUUUGUCGUCAUCCAUGUUAGGUGCUUUUUGAUUCAUUGUUUUUAAUUUUUCCUUUAAGGUGAAGUUGAUAAGCAGUUGUCAUCGAACAAAUAUGGAUUCGGAAACUGUCAGCGUCUGGUGGGAAAAUCUUUUGCAAACAUUGUACAACUCUCUCAAGGAGACAAUGUUACCACGACAAUGGAUUUACGCGUAGUCCCUCCAAAUGGACACAAAGAGGAUGAAAUUUUUAAGGUUUCUGUCAAGCAGCAGGCUAAAACAAAAGACAAAGUUUGGUUAACGAGUUUCAUCCGGGUCUCUAGGUACAGCAAAUUUAAGUCAUGCGCAGAUAAGUCAGUUGACAUUAAGCUGUGUGCAUGCGUCACACAUCAAACCGCUGAAGCUAUGAACAGCAGUGAAAAGCUUGUCAAUGUCGCCAUUCCAACCGAAAUGUUUGGUUCAAAAACUAUCAUAAAAGACCUCCACUCAAGAUGUCUCUUAAUCCUCAGACGAAAUCACGGAAUAUUUUCUUUCGCGCUGGAAGUAACCAACGUGUGUUUAAACAGAACUUACAAAACUGAAUUAGCCGGCUCUUCAAGAGAAAUAGUUACUUCCAAUAAACUGCCUAUUAAUCUUGAGAUAAGUCCAAGGACGUUUUACUUCUUGACAUCAGUGAAAAGAGAAACCUCUACAGAAAUUAUUUCUUUGAAAUUUUAUGCAAAUGUGAAAGUCAGGUUUGCUAACUUCGACGAGUUUAAGGAUUUGGGCAAAAUCGACUUCUUGUGACCCCGAAUUUACGAAUUCCCGUUAAUAACUGUU